Andrographis paniculata is the source of this 2210-nucleotide messenger RNA. Its product is annotated as beta-amylase 1, chloroplastic-like. The transcript has 4 exons. NCBI's taxonomy places the organism in Eukaryota, Viridiplantae, Streptophyta, Magnoliopsida, Lamiales, Acanthaceae. Gene Ontology annotation, biological process: polysaccharide catabolic process. Bases 459 to 2093 code for a protein of 544 amino acids. The record is from RefSeq and is a predicted model, not a curated record. Gene Ontology annotation, molecular function: beta-amylase activity.
AGUGAAGUGAAGUGGACCUCAAAAAUCAAAACUCUUUCUUUUUCUCUCUCUACCGAUACGAGAUACGAAUACACUUAUCAUAAAUUUCCCAAAUUGUAAUGUGUAUUUUGGUUGUCCUCAAUCCAAUUCGUGGUCUGUAUUGUCCUGCGCCUUUAUGCGACACGCUCACGGAAGCUCCACUCCUCGUCUCCACUCUCCACACUCCACUCUCUCUCUUCCUCUUUCUCUCUCCUUUCAUUUCAGCUCUGGUUAAUUCUUGCAGUCCAAAGCUAACGAAAGGAAAAGGUGCCCAACACUCAACAAAUUCCUGUGCGUGCCGCAAUGGUAUUAUGCUCGGUUCUUUCAAUUCCUUCCUAAUUUAUUAAUCCUCACAGCCGGCCAUGUGCAAUCGAUCCAUCCAUCCAUCCUAAUUUCUACCCCCACAAAAAGUAUUGGAUUGGAAUUGUUGCCCUGCUCCAAUGGCGAUCGCUUCUCCGUCGGCUCCCAGAUUCUGCUGCACAGACCCGGCCCGGCGCAGUUUCUCGCAACCCGUUUCUGCGCGGUUCGGGUCGGGUCCUCGAUCUCGGGUCCCGACCCGGCCUAGGAUCGCGUGCCGGUUGAACAGCAGCAGCAGCAGCGCCUCGUCGGAUGGGGAGGCGGUUUACGAGCUGAAUUACCACAGCCGCGGCAGGAGGAGGGGGUCGUUCCCCGUGUACGUGACGCUGCCGGCUGACGCCGUCGGCCCCGCGGCGGAGACGAUGCGGCGGAGGAAGGCGAUGGCGCAGUCGUUCCGGGCGCUGGCGGCGGCGGGCGUGGAGGGAGUGGUGAUGGAGGUGUGGUGGGGACUGGUGGAGCAGGAAUUCCCCACACGCUACAACUGGAAAGGCUAUCUGGAGCUUGUCGAAAUGGCGAAACGCUUCGGAUUGAAGGUCCGCGCCGCCAUGGCCUUCCACCAGUCCGGCACCGGCCCCGGCGACCCCCUCUGGAUUCCUCUUCCUCGAUGGGUGCUCGAAGAAAUCGACAAAGAUCCAGACGUUGCAUAUGCUGAUCGGUUCGGGAGGAGGAACACAGAGUACAUUUCACUGGGAUGCGACAUCCUCCCGAUUCUCUGCGGACGGUCACCGAUUCAGGCGUACGCCGAUUUCAUGAGAAACUUCAGGGACACAUUCAGAUCGUUUCUCGGUGGAACUAUAACCGGAAUUCAAGUCGGUCUAGGCCCCGGCGGAGAACUUAGAUACCCUUCCUGCCCUACACAGAAGCUAAGUUGGGGGUGGCGAGUGCGGGAACUCGGCGAAUUUCAAUGCUACGAUAAGUACAUGUUGGCAUCGUUGAACGCCUGCACUCGGGAGACGGGGAUUCGCGAAUGGGGAGCCGGAGGCCCCUUUGGCACCGGAAGUUUAAUGCAAAAUCUCGAGGAUACCGAGUUCUUUCAAACCGAUGGUUCUUGGAGGUCGCCGUACGGCGAAUUUUUCCUCGGAUGGUAUUCCGGUAUGUUGCUUUUGCAUGGGGAGAGGAUCUGCCGGGAAGCGGAGAUGAUUUUCCGAGGCAACGAGGUGAAUAUGUCGGGAAAAGUGAGCGGAGUUCAUUGGCACUACGGCACGCGAUCUCACCCUUCGGAGCUAACGUCGGGAUAUUACAACACUUCGAUCAGAGACGGGUUCGUAUCGAUCGUCAGAAUGUUCGGUCGAUACGGUUUCACCGUGUGCUGUCCGUGCUUCGAGAUGCAAGAUGUGGAGGAGCAGCAGACGAUCCCGACGAGUCUACCGGAGAGUUUCGUGAGGCAAUUGAUGCGUGCAGCGAGGAUUUGCGACGUCCCGUUGGAGGGGGAGAACUACUCGAUGAACCUCGACGACGAGUCGUUCCAGCAGGUGCUGAAGAUGUCGAGGCUGUACUCGGACGGGCAGGAGACGCCGUCUUUCUCGUUCAACUUUGUUCGGAUGGAUAAGAAUAUGUUCGAGCCUCGGAGCUGGGUUAGCUUCACCCGGUUCGUUCGAGAGAUGUCGGUGUUGCAAGGCGGAGGUGGCAGCGGCGGAGCCGACUCCGGCGGUGGCGAGACGAACUUUUCUUCCCGGUCGGCUUCCGCUGCUUUCGCCGGAGCUGCUGUUGCUUAUUAGAGAUUCCUAUUGAGGGUUCUUAUUGAAUUUUCCAAUUGAUUUCAAUUUCAUAGAUCGUGGAUAUGAAUGUGGAUGUGGAUGGCUCAACUCAAUCAAUUCAACAUUGUUUUAAUUUAA